AUGCCUGACAAACCCGACGUGGCUGAGAUCAAGAAAUUCAGUAAAUUGAAAUUAAAGAAUACAGAAAUGCAAGAGAAAAAUCUGCUGCCUUCCAAAGAAAUGACAGAAUAG
Molecule: messenger RNA, 111 nt
Organism: Piliocolobus tephrosceles (Ugandan red Colobus)
Lineage: Eukaryota; Metazoa; Chordata; Mammalia; Primates; Cercopithecidae
Product: thymosin beta-4-like
Exons: 1
Coding region: 1-111 (36 amino acids)
Biological process (GO): regulation of cell migration; actin filament organization
Cellular component (GO): cytoplasm
Molecular function (GO): actin monomer binding
Source: RefSeq, a predicted model, not a curated record